AGACAUCUGCAGCACUGUUGCAUAUGAUCCCCUCCCCGGCCGCCCGCUUCUCUAUUUAGCUUGGCAAUCCGGGGCCCAAAUUAGAAAGCGGUCAAGCUAGGCAGCCUACAGAAGGAAGCGAAACCUGUCGUGCUUGCCUCGAGGAAGGAGAUGGGUGUGAGCGUUCGACCUCCCGUGGUGAAGCUUCGGCGGCAUCAGGAAGGGUGCGAGGCCGACGGCGACGUCGCGUCGUUCGCGGUGAUGUACCUCUACGGCGACGUGCUCGAGUCGGUGGUGGAGCGCCUCCCGGCCGCCGAUCUCGCCGCUGCAGCGCGGGUCUCGCGGGAGUGGCUCCGCGCGGUGCGCGCCGCGCUGCGCCGGCGCCCGCGGCGACUGCCCUGGCUCGUCGUGCACCUUCAGGGCCGCGGGCGCCGGUCCGCCGCGGCGUACGACCCGCAUUCAGGCGCGUGGCUCACCGUGCCGGCCCCGCGCCACGCCACGCCGUCGCACGUCCGCCUCGUCCGCGGGGCACGCGGGGACCGCGUCUGCGCGCUCUCCCUCUCGGGCCUCAACGUCGCGGGCGACCCGCUCGGGACGGCCGCGUACGUCGCCCUCAAGGCCCCCGGCGUGUGGCGCGUCGACCCGGUGUUCGCCGCGGUGGGUGACCGCAUCGUCGCGCUCGGCGGCGCGUGCCAGCUGGCGCUGGCCGACGGCGAGGACGCCUCGGCGGUGGAGGUCCACGAGGGCGGCGGCUGGGCGGCCUGCGAGCCGAUGCCGGACGCGCUCCGCGAGUCCGCCGCGGCGACGUGGCUCUCGGCGGCCGCCACGGACAAGCGGGUCUACCUCGUGGAGAGGACCACCGGGUGGGCGAGCUGGUUCGACCCGGCGAACCGGCGGUGGGGCCCCACCCGUCUCCUAGGGCCGGACGCCGCCGUCUCCGCCUGGGGCGUCGCGCCUGGCCGCGCCGGUGACGACGAGCGGCUCGUCCUGUUCGGCGCGAAGCGGGUAGUCAAGGAGGCAGAGUGCAGAGUCGUCAUCCAGGCAUGGGAAGUGGAUGGCGACACUCUGGAGCCGAUCCCCUCCUUGUCGAACGACGCAAUGCCGAGCGAGAUGUCAGAGAGGCUGUUCCCUCGCGACGACGAAGAGGAGGAGGACGAGGAGUACUUUGACGGCACGCCGCUGUCGAUCGGGGUGUGCGGCAACUCCACUGGCGGUUACGUGUACAAUGCGGCCGAGCCAGCGAACGGCGCGGUGCUAUACGAGCUGCGGGAGGGGGAGAAGGCCAAAGGGAGCGGCACCGCCGCCGUGGCGCGGUGGGAUUGGGUGCCGUGCGCGCCCGCUGUGCGGGCCGAGCCGCUGGGCCGCGCCAUCCUCGCGUGCUCGCCGGUGGGGCUGGACGAGCUGGCGCGGGAUGUUGGACCGCGGGACCCACGGGCAUGUAUUACCGCACACUGAAUCUAUUAAUGAUACCAACCGCUCCGAUAUUGCAACUUGCAAGCAAAAGUUCUGGAACGAAAAUAUAUCCUACGAUUUGAUUUGUGAA
Phragmites australis (common reed) is the source of this 1522-nucleotide messenger RNA. Its product is annotated as F-box/kelch-repeat protein At1g23390-like. The record is from RefSeq and is a predicted model, not a curated record. Lineage: Eukaryota; Viridiplantae; Streptophyta; Magnoliopsida; Poales; Poaceae. The transcript has a single exon. Gene Ontology annotation, molecular function: protein binding. Bases 151 to 1434 code for a protein of 427 amino acids.